GGAGUUGGAUGAUCAAAGCCAUUCCCCUGCUGUGUCUGUCACUCAGUUUCCUCUCCGGACCCGCCUCUCACUCUCUGUCAGCUCUUUCUCAGUCAGGUCGGACCGGGCUGUAUAAAAAAGGAAGCGGAGGCAGCUCGGCUCUCAUUCGUCAGCGAUUGGAGUGAAAAAGCGUGAUGUCUGGAAGAGGCAAAGGAGGCAAAGGCCUGGGAAAAGGCGGAGCGAAGCGGCACCGCAAAGUGCUCCGUGAUAACAUCCAGGGCAUCACCAAACCAGCCAUCCGGCGCCUGGCUCGCCGUGGCGGGGUCAAGCGCAUCUCGGGCUUGAUCUACGAGGAGACCCGCGGGGUGCUGAAGGUUUUCCUGGAGAAUGUGAUCAGGGAUGCGGUCACCUACACUGAGCACGCCAAGCGCAAGACUGUCACCGCCAUGGAUGUGGUGUACGCUCUGAAACGCCAGGGCCGCACUCUCUAUGGAUUCGGCGGCUGAGCAUAAAGCGACCCUUUUCCAGCGAACCCAAAGGCUCUUUUCAGAGCCACCCAAACCCUCCGACAGAGAGCGGAGACCUGAGGACGGGGAAAGCAACGCAUAGGGAGGGAUACUUUAACGGUUCUUUAACGUGUCAUUUGUCAUUUUGCCCGGACACUGAUGUUACAUAUUGUGGUAUUUGUAUUUCAUUGCCCCUCCAGAAACGAUUCUUUCAUGAGUUUUGAUGCUGCGACGCAGCAGAUAUUUUCAUAGCCUGCUCUUUACAUGUGAC
Chiloscyllium plagiosum (whitespotted bambooshark) is the source of this 756-nucleotide messenger RNA. The record is from RefSeq and is a predicted model, not a curated record. Lineage: Eukaryota; Metazoa; Chordata; Chondrichthyes; Orectolobiformes; Hemiscylliidae.